AUGGCCUCCAUAGAACGGAAGAUAGAUGAAGUCCUCAAAGCAGUCCUCAAGAGCAACCCUGAUGAGUCAGACAGAGGGAAGAAGGUUUCAGAAGAAGGGUCCAGUGGGGGUACCGAGAUACCAGUGGAAACCACCCCGAGGAUGGGAUCCAAUCCCCAAAAAACAUUCACCGGAAAGUCAGGUUCCGGAGGAGGAAACGGCGGAGGUCCUGGGGACUGGGCAGGCGGUGGAAAUGGAUCCAACGGAGGAGCGAACUGGCGUUUCCAGAAGCUUGACAUGCCACUCUUCGAUGGCAACUUUCCCGAUGGAUGGGUCUUACGGGCGGAGCGCUACUUCAAGUUCUGCCGAUUAUCGGAGGAAGACAAGGUAGAAGCGGCGGUGGUGGCGCUAGAAGGUGAUGCUUUACUAUGGUUUCAGUGGGAGCAUCAAAGAAUACUAAUUGUCCGGUGGGAAAAGAUGAAAUCGUUGCUCCUCCGACAGUUCCGCCCUACUAAUGUCGGAACGUUACAAGAGCAGUGGUUGGUGUUAUCUCAGGUGGGAUCGGUGUUGGAAUAUCAAAGAAGCUUCAUUGAACUGUUAGCGCUGUUGACCAACAUACCCGACGACAUAUCCAUGGGUCAAUUCAUAAACGGGUUGAAGGAUGAAAUUAGGUCAGAAGUGAGACUUCUUGGGCCUUUAUCAGUGGAUCAUGCGAUGAGUUUGGCAAUUAAAGUGGAGGAUAAACUAAGAGCCCAACAAGGAAAGAAGAGCAGCCCAGUAACGAUAAGUAACCCAAGUACUAUUACUCGCCCCACACAUUCAACCGGGUUCAUAUCCGGAUCACCUCUUAUCACUCCCAUUAAGACCACUUAUUUUUGA
Molecule: messenger RNA, 858 nt
Organism: Lactuca virosa
Lineage: Eukaryota; Viridiplantae; Streptophyta; Magnoliopsida; Asterales; Asteraceae
Source: the annotation of a GenBank genome assembly